CGCGUCUAGGGGCUAGGGUUGACCUGGGCGCACGGUUGUUGUGUGCAAUCUCUAUAGUUUUAUUUUCUAGUUUACCUAAGGUACAAAGAUCGUUUGCUGAUGACACCUGCGGUAGUGAUAGCAUUAUCGAAGCAGUCUAUGGGGUGGGCGUGUAUAAUUGCUGGGAUAACAGAUUAAAAUAAUAAAAAAACUACUGUGCUGGUAAUUCGUUGAUCAUGAUGUCUGCUGUUGAGAAUGUAGUCGGGCUCUUCAUGUGUCAUUGUGAGUAGUAGGUGUGAGGAGACGAUGUACCAUCCAGCUGUGCAGACGAUUUAAUUUGGAAAUCAGACAAGUGAUUUCGGUAAGAAAACUUAUGAACAUUUUUCAGUUGUUUUGUUGUAAUUUUGAAGGAACCUUUUGCAUUUCUUGUGUAUUGACUUGAAUCAAGAUGGCAUUGGAGUUCGCCCCUCUCAACAUCCCCUUCCAUCGUCGUCUGGAGACUCUAGCCGUCAUCCAGUGGUGGUUCACCUUCCUCUUCCUUGGUUUGACGUCGUGUAUUAUCUUCGCGUAUCUGUUCCUCUUUACGUCCUACUACUGGGUCACCCUGUUGGCCAUCUUGUGGGUAAUCUACGAUCAUAAGACCCCGAGCCGUGGCGGCCGACGCAGCGGCUGGCUACGCAGAUGGAAAAUCUGGGUCCACAUGAGGAACUUCUUCCCGAUUCAGCUCGUCAAAACCGCCGACUUGGAUCCUAAGAAGAAUUACCUGCUUGGGUUUCACCCCCACGGCAUUAUGGGUGUCGGGGCAUUCGUGAAUUUCAGCACCGAGGCGACUGGUUUCAGCGAGAGAUACACGGGAAUUACGCCGUAUCUUCUGACGCUGAGCGGUUGGUUCAAUUUCCCAGUGACGAGGGACUACAUUAUGAUGUCAGGCCUUUGUGAUGUCAGCAGGGACAGUAUAGAUUAUCUGCUCGGUCAGUCAGGACCUGGUAACGCCGUUAUCAUCGUUGUGGGCGGAGCUACAGAAUCUUUGGAGGCGCACCCGCAUAAUUACGCUAUCUACUUGACAAAAAGGAAAGGCUUUAUCAAAAAGGCUAUCCAACAUGGCGCUUGUCUGGUUCCCGUUUACUCCUUUGGAGAGACGGACAUCUUUGAGCAAGUCGCCAAUCCAGAGGGAUCCUUUCUCAGGAACUUGCAGACUCGCUUGACCAAGAUGAUUGGCUUUGCGCCUCCCAUGUUCCACGGGCGAGGCAUCUUCAAUUAUAGCGUUGGGUUCCUGCCUUAUCGCAGACCCAUAUACACUGUCGUUGGAAAGCCAAUUCCGGUCGAGAAGUCACCGACUCCAUCACAAGAAGAGAUUGACAAAGUUCACCAAAUGUACAUUGACUCUCUGAAGGAACUGUUUGAAGAAAACAAAACCAAGUACGGCGUUGAGCCUCACGAAAAGUUGGUGAUCAUUUGAAGAAAUUGAAAGAUUUUAAGGACUCCCAGAGUAAGAAAAGUCAUGAUGUAAUUAAACAAAAUUAUUAAUGUUAACGUUCCAAACGAGAUGUGAUUUCCUGUUCAGAAUGGGUAAAGAGAUGAAUUAUUUUUUAAAUUGAGAUUUAAAAUCAAGUUUCAUCUAUACAUUGUCAUAGUUUUUUAAACAAAAAGUAGCAGGACGAACUUAAACUUAGAGAUUUAGAUGUGAUUUUGGAAGCCCGUGGAUGAAAAAUUAUAUGGAAAUCACAGUGUGGAAAUUUUAAUAUUUGUUGUAUCAGAGAGAGUAUUUUCUAAUAUGUGACAUUAUAUUAAUAUAUUGCUAGUACGUGUGCUGUAAUGAUAUCAUGGUUAAUGAAUAACGCAAUUGAUGUAAAUGUUGUUUCCUGUGCACCAUUGUGUAUUUAAUGAUAUGCAUAAUUAUCAUUGCAAAUUGUAUAAAAUCUUGUCCAUAUGUAUGUACAUUUUUUAAUUUGCCCAGAAAUGCAAACAAGGUGAUAUUUUUAUACAAACAUUAUUUACCAAAUAUCAUAUCAAAAAUAAUUUUUAAAAUGAUCUUCUGUUACCAAAGAUAGUGAAUAUUUUUCCUGAAAUUAAAUUUUACGUUCGAGGCUUUUACUGCAGACGAAUAAUCUUGCUUGCCAUAGUACUAGCUCCCGAUAGCUCCUAACCAAAGAUCAAUAACUUUUUCAAGUGUGCAAUCAAAUUCCAGUGUUUCAUACAACUGCUAGAUAAAAGUUUGAAUUCUGAUAUAAUUUAGAUUAGUAUUGCAUUAGUAUUACAGAGUGGAAUUAACGGUCUACUAUUCCAGACAACUGAUAUUUUUCUUUCUUUGUGUAAACCUAAGAUGAAAACAACACAAAUAUGCAAAAUCUAGAGACUUCUAAAUCACUCUAGUUUAUAAUGAGAAUAAUGAUGAGUUCGUAGAUGAAAAUUGAAUUUUGAGUUCAGGUAUAAUUUACUUUAUAAUGAUAGGUUCCUAACGUAUACGUAAAAGAGCAAGAUUUUGUUACCAAGUUUUUCUUACUUUUUUACACUUACGAUUAGAUGAACACAACACUUAAAAAAUAUCUGGUAAACUUCUAAGUUUCAUAGUUGGCAGAUCUCUUAGAUAUUUUUUUACCGAUAACCAUAUUCGCUUUUUGUGCUUUUGUACGAAUCAAUGCUAUACUGCAUAGCAUCGGGAUAACAUUGCUUUCGAGAAAACAAUAAUAAAUAAAAAGAAGGGAGAAUCGUUGUGAUGUCACGGUGACGUCAUUCGCAUUAAAAAACAAAAACGCCCUUAGCAGAGUUUGUUUGUCCUUACACGAUUGUUCAUUGAAUAAAUAGCUUACAUGUAUUACGUUGAAGUCAAAACUUCACGAACAGUUUAAAUAAUUUUUCGUAUUCAAAACCUACAUCCAUGAAUAAAUUGUUGCCCUAUAUUCUUAAGUUUUU
Molecule: messenger RNA, 2892 nt
Organism: Patiria miniata (bat star)
Lineage: Eukaryota; Metazoa; Echinodermata; Asteroidea; Valvatida; Asterinidae
Product: 2-acylglycerol O-acyltransferase 2-A-like
Exons: 5
Coding region: 428-1438 (336 amino acids)
Biological process (GO): triglyceride biosynthetic process
Cellular component (GO): endoplasmic reticulum membrane
Molecular function (GO): diacylglycerol O-acyltransferase activity
Source: RefSeq, a predicted model, not a curated record